AUGGGCGGCGGGGGAGGAGGAGGAGACGAGUGGAGGAGCUGGCCUCCGGCACCCGGCGGCGCUCCGCCGUACAUCCCGAGGGAAGACCAUUGGACUCACUUCGACAACUCCGUCAACGCCGUCUCCUUCGGGUUCGUGGCCACCGCAAUUCUCAUCUCGAUGUUCCUCGUCAUGGCCAUAUUCGAGAAAUUGCUGCGGACGUCCUCUCCGCCGGCCGGAGGGCGGCGGCCGCGCGCCGACAUUGAGGCUCAGGACCGUGCUGCUCGCGUCAAUUGUAAGCUUGGGUACCCAUCUCCUAAGGUAUCAGCCAAUGCAAGAGAAGUAUCAGUGGUGAUGCCUGGCAAUAAAGUCCCGACUUUUAUAGCAAAACAAGCUCCAGUGCCUUGUCCUCCCGAGCGCAUGCGUUGGCCUUCUAAUCAACAAGUACAAAACCAAUGUAAUUUACACGAGUCACACGUCUCUAGCUGA
Molecule: messenger RNA, 468 nt
Organism: Striga hermonthica
Lineage: Eukaryota; Viridiplantae; Streptophyta; Magnoliopsida; Lamiales; Orobanchaceae
Source: the annotation of a GenBank genome assembly